AUGACUACGGACCCCACAAUAAUACCCGUCAGCAAUUCAGCAUAUAAAGUGCCCCAUUCAGAUGAAAUACCUGCUAUUGUCAUUGAAAAUGGGUCCUCAUUUACUCGCGUAGGAUACGCUGGAGAAGGACUUCCUAGACAUGUUUUUAUCACGCGGUAUGGCAAGGAUGCCGAAGGCAAGUUUUAUUUCGGAGACAGAGCCGUGCAUCGCUUUGACUCCGGGAAAGAGAUUUAUGCACCUAUGGCUGAUGGGAUUGUACAAGAUUGGGAUGCAAUGGCACGCAACUGGAGAUACUGUUACCAUGAACUGCUGGGUGUAGAAGAAGACGCGACCAACGAGUUGCCGCUGGCGACAACUGAGCCGACUUGGAAUCCAGCUUCCAAUAAGUCAAAGGCUGCUGAGAUUGCUUUUGAAGAUUUAGGCGUGCCACUUUUCACAAUCGUCAAGAACCCCUUAUGCACUGCUUACAACUCGGAGCUUCCUACAGCACUGAUUGUGGACAUUGGCUCGAGUGUGGCGACUGUGACCCCCAUUUUGGACGGCAAUAUCAUUUCUAAUGGAUGCUUACAUUCGCGAUUUGCCGGCGACUUUGUAACUCUUCAUAUUGUCAAUAUGCUUAAAAGUAAGAAUAUUAACAUUGUGCCGCCAUACCGCAUCAAGAAACGGGUUCAGUUGGAUCUUAACCAGGCUCCUGAUGAGUCAUGCUACAGAUCGGACAUUGUCGACAAGGAUGUGACAGAGAGUUAUAAUUAUUUUGAGGUUGAUCGGUUGCUGGACGAGUUCAAAGAGACAACUUCGUUUGUUUCCGAUACUCCAUUACAAAUCGGCACAUACCAGAGCAAAGUGGCUCGGCCGUUUGAGCUUCCUGAUGGAUUCAAUACUUUGCUAACAGCCGAACGACUCUCAACUGUGGAGCCGUUGUUUAGGCCUAGUGCGUACCCUCUUCAGGGCAUUUCUAUCCCUGAGGGAUCGCUGGGAAUUUCUGAAUUAAUUCAGCAGAGUCUUGCGAAAUCAGAAAUUACACUUGAGACAGUGAGUGUUCUGCUCAAUAAUGUGAUUGUAGCAGGUGGAACAACACUGCUGCAGGGAUUGGCAACGCGCAUCAGUAAUGACUUGGCGGUAGUUUAUCCAAACAUGAAGAUGAGAGUUUUGCAGCAAAACAAUCAGCUUGCCCAAAAGAGCACUGUGUGGACGGGUGCUAGUAUUCUUGCCAGCUUGGGUCACUAUGAUACAACAUGGGUUACCAAGCAGGAAUACGAUGAGCUGGGAGCUGAUCUUGUGGAGAAAAGAUUUAAGUAA
This is a messenger RNA of Magnusiomyces paraingens, 1299 nucleotides long. RefSeq lists its product as uncharacterized. NCBI's taxonomy places the organism in Eukaryota, Fungi, Ascomycota, Dipodascomycetes, Dipodascales, Dipodascaceae. Bases 1 to 1299 code for a protein of 432 amino acids. The transcript has a single exon. Gene Ontology annotation, biological process: regulation of transcription by RNA polymerase II. The record is from RefSeq and is a predicted model, not a curated record. Gene Ontology annotation, molecular function: chromatin binding. Gene Ontology annotation, cellular component: NuA4 histone acetyltransferase complex; SWI/SNF complex.